Filobasidium floriforme is the source of this 1318-nucleotide messenger RNA. Its product is annotated as Alpha/Beta hydrolase protein. Gene Ontology annotation, molecular function: S-formylglutathione hydrolase activity. The coding region runs from base 69 to 929 and encodes 286 amino acids. Lineage: Eukaryota; Fungi; Basidiomycota; Tremellomycetes; Filobasidiales; Filobasidiaceae. Gene Ontology annotation, cellular component: cytosol. Gene Ontology annotation, biological process: formaldehyde catabolic process. The transcript has 6 exons. The record is from RefSeq and is a predicted model, not a curated record.
GUGCUAGUAUCACCAUAGACUCGUCCAGAUUCAACCCAUAGCAGAAUCGUUUCCAGAUCACGUUCGUAAUGUCCCUCAAACAAGAAUCGCAGAACAAGGCCUUUGGCGGUACCUUGACCAAGUACUCGUUCGCCUCCAAAUCGCUCGGAGGUCUCGAGACAAAAUUCAACGUCUUUAUGCCCGCCGAGGGUGAGAAGAGCAAGGUUCCCGUGCUAUACUACCUGGCCGGCCUGACGUGUACGGAAGACACCGGUCCCCAAAAGUCUCACCUCCUCGCCCCCGCCGCUCAACACGGGAUCGCCAUCGUCUUCCCCGACACUUCCCCCCGAGGCGCCAAGAUCGAGGGAGAGGAUGCCGAUUGGGAUUUUGGGACGGGCGCUGGGUUUUACUUGAACGCGAGCAGUGAAAAGUGGAGCGGGCAUUACAACAUGGAAAAGUUCGUGGUCGAAGAGUUGAGGGGGAUCGUACAGUCAGAGUUGUCGGUAGACCCUGAGAGGACGUCAAUCUUUGGACAUUCCAUGGGAGGCCACGGAGCUCUUUCUCUCUACCUAAAGUACCCAGGACAGUACAAGUCUGCCUCGGGAUUCGCUCCCAUCUGCAACCCCACCGAAUGUCAAUGGGGCCAGAAAGCCUUCAAAGGCUACCUCUCCGACCCAUCUUCCGAAGGGCCCAAGCACGAUAGCACCCACCUCAUCGCUUCCUACCCUAAAGACGAACAGGUCGCCAUCAAGGUCGACUAUGGGACCGGCGACAAGUUUUACCAGGACGGGCAGUUGUUGCCGGAGAAUUUUGAGAAGGCCGUCAGAGACGCUGGGAGGCAGGGAGAGGUCGAAGUUGGUAGGAGAGAAGGGUACGAUCAUUCAUACUUCUUUAUCAGCACAUUCGCGGCCGAGCACGUCGAGUUCCACGCCAAGUAUUUGAAGGCUUAGAUGGACAACAAGUGUCAUAGCAUGAAAUCAUGAAACGAAUGAAAGUCUUGUACAAGAUAAAAGCGAACGCAGAUCAAACACAAGAUGGUAACCUCGGCGAAGUCGAGAUCAAAAGAUUGCAAUGAGGUUGGACCACGGCAUUACUACGAUCGUCUUCACUACGCUACAUCCCCUUCGUCUUCAUCGCAAUAACAGUCCUUGUCCCCUUCUUCACAUGGGUCGUCAUCUUGUGGCCAGUAGAAGCAGCUCGGAUCGGCCGUGGCGCCUUGAGGGAGAGGGUGGCAACACGCGUAGAAGGCUGGGUCGGACUUGUGAUUGGGGCACUGAAGGCGGCAUAGGGAUCAGAAUUGUACAGUCAGGAAAGAUUAUAUACGUGUGCUAUUAAGGGA